This is a messenger RNA of Ananas comosus (pineapple), 1334 nucleotides long. RefSeq lists its product as uncharacterized. Gene Ontology annotation, cellular component: BRCA1-A complex; BRISC complex. NCBI's taxonomy places the organism in Eukaryota, Viridiplantae, Streptophyta, Magnoliopsida, Poales, Bromeliaceae. Gene Ontology annotation, biological process: positive regulation of DNA repair. Bases 148 to 1029 code for a protein of 293 amino acids. The record is from RefSeq and is a predicted model, not a curated record. The transcript is spliced from 4 exons.
AAAAAAGAAAACUAAAGACAGACAGUGUCUCACUUUGUAGCUUAAUACAUCUUCUUAAUGAAAAUGAAUGGUAGCAAGCCACCCAUUUCUCUGAAAGAAAAAAAAAAAAAAACUAAAAACUAAAAACUAAAAACUAAAGACAGACAGAUGGAGGGAGGAUCCGUCGAGUCCUCCGGCGCCACUUUGGCCCCUGCGGCGGAGGCGGCGGUGGCGGCGGCUGCGGCUGCGUCGCACUAUUCGCUUCCGCCGAGCCGGUUCCAGAGCGAGGACAUCCUAUUCUGUGUGGACGUGGACGCAGAAUCGCGGAGGGAGAUGAAGCUCUCUGGGCCGAAGGGGCGCCCCAUAACGCGGCUCGACGCCGUGAAGCAGGCGCUCCUCCUGUUCGUACACUCCAAGGUCGCCAUCAACUCCGAUCACCGCUUCGCCCUCUCCGCGCUCUCCCAAUCCGUAUCCUGGGUGAGGAAGGAGUUUACCAAUGACAUUAAUUUGGUAACUGAGGCAGUUAGAUCACUCACAACAGUUGAGUCACCAUCCGGGCUCGCCGAUAUUACCCAGCUUUUCCGAAUAGCUGCCCACGAAGCAAAAAAAUCGCGUGCGCAAGGACGUAUUUUCAGGGUUGUUUUAUUGCCUCAAUUUCACCGGAGUGUGGAGAUUUUUGUUUUGGUUGUUAUAGAGAUACUCAUCUACUGCCGAUCAUCGGUCCGACCCCACCACCAAUGGCCGGUGAGCCAGAAGCUCUUCACCAUGGAUGUUAUAUACCUCCACGACAAGCCUGGCCCCGAGAACUGCCCGCAAAAGGUGUAUGAUGCCCUAGUUGAUGCCCUAGAGCAUGUCAGCGAGAACGAGGGCUACAUCUUCGAGAGCGGCCAGGGCCUGGCUCGCGUCCUAUUCAGGCAAAUUUGCACACUCCUGGCCCACCCAGUCCAGCGGUGCGUGCAAGACGACCUCGACAUACCCAAAUCGCUCACGAGGAAGGUGCCAACCGAUGUUACUGCUGGUGAAGAGAGUGUGCCUGUUUCCACCGUUUAAAAUUCAGAUAACCCUGCUGGAAAUAUUAUGAGCUGUGCUUUGGCCUUCUUGCUGAUCAGAACCAACAAGCAGACCUGUUUUCUGAUAAAUCCGUACGAUAAACUGAGUUGGGUAAAAGUGCAAAUCUCGAAAUCUCCGAGAGAAUUUUAUCUGCAUUUUGGCCACACUGUUUUAUGGAGAAGAAUAUUAGGACUUCGUAUACUUGUUACUUAGCUGAAUGUUUGUUGUAAUACUGUACUACCUUUCAUCUAAAAUGAAUAGUUGGAAGCUCUGUUUCUGAUUAAAUGUUCAAUGUCUUUCAACUA